AUGAACUGUCGUUACACGAACAAAUGCAAAGGCGAAUUGCCCUUUGGAACGGCAAUUGAAACACCAUUGCCAAAAACACUGAACGCCUCACCAAACACUCUCGCCGGCCUUAGCUCUCAAUAUUGUACGGCCGAAUCUGCUAAUCAAGGCUCUGCUGUGAAAUGGAGCCCGAUAUCACCCAUAACUGAAUCAUACGGAGCAAGUACAAAGAAAGGCUCAGCUCGCAUGAGUAUGUUUUCAUGCUUCCCACGGGAAUUGCGCGGCUCUCUAUCCUUAUCUCCUUCUUCCUCUGCUUCUCCUAAAGCAUUUUCUGGACUAUGGAAUCAGAAUUUGUCGGGACUGUUUGAUGUCAAACACCUCGAAAGACAUCCUUACACCUCCCAGACAUUUAUACCGCUAUCAAGCAGCGAAAGCCGGGACCAUUCUUCAAGCCGACUCGCGGGGUUCGACGAUAUUUUCUUUCUGAUAAUUGUUGCGCCAUCGAUGGCCGGCCUGGUAGAUUCGAAGACUUCAAUACAUGAUCCUCCAGAUCUUACCAAGUUACAAGCUUUCAUUGUUAAGCCCGGUCAGGCUGUGACCUACGCAGCUGGAACAUGGCAUGCACCCAUGGUUGUUAUAGGGAGACAGAGGAUAGAUUUUGUUGUUGUCCAAUAUGUGAAUGGUAUCGACAGUGACGACUGUGAGCUCGUUGGUCUAGAAGAUGGGGUCGUCGUGGAGGUGGAUGCUCGCUCGUCCAGGAUAGUGGCUAAGCUGUAG
Molecule: messenger RNA, 756 nt
Organism: Microsporum canis CBS 113480
Lineage: Eukaryota; Fungi; Ascomycota; Eurotiomycetes; Onygenales; Arthrodermataceae
Product: ureidoglycolate hydrolase
Exons: 2
Coding region: 1-756 (251 amino acids)
Biological process (GO): allantoin catabolic process
Molecular function (GO): ureidoglycolate lyase activity; ureidoglycolate hydrolase activity
Source: RefSeq, a predicted model, not a curated record